GGCUACGGUCGGCGCGCGCGAGUGGAGCGGGGUUAGAGCGUGCGGCGGAGCCGGCGGGGCAGCGGCUGUGGGAAGGGCCGUGCCGUGGGGGACAUGGUGGGCUCCAGCGAGACCGGGGGCGAGCCGUGGCGGGGCCGGUACUACCGGCUGGAGGAGGUGCAGAAGCACAACAACAGCCAGAGCGCCUGGAUCGUCCUGCACCACCGCAUCUACGAUGUCACCAAGUUUCUGGACGAGCACCCAGGUGGAGAAGAGGUCCUCAGGGAGCAAGCUGGAGGAGACGCUACUGAGAACUUUGAAGAUGUUGGCCAUUCCACAGAUGCAAGGACGCUGUCAGAAAGCUUUAUUGUUGGGGAACUUCAUCCGGAUGAUAGAGGGAAGCUUCAGAAACCAACAGAAACUCUUAUUACCACUACUCAGUCUAAUGCCAGUUCAUGGUCCAACUGGGUGAUCCCGGCAAUAGCAGCAAUUAUCGUGGCCCUGAUGUAUCGUUCCUACAUGUCGGAGUAAGCGCCUUACUGAGAUCUAAUGCAAGAAGAGACUUAUCUAGGAGAAAAUAGAAGCAAUCCUAACCCAAUACGUUUCCAGACAAAAGCGUAAUGUCUGAUGAAAAAUUCAACUUUUUCAGAAAACUGAACAAUUAUUUUCUGCUGUGCACUUUUCUUAAUGUUGCCUUCUUCGUUGCUGUUCUGAAGUGAUAAAAAGGCAGCAUUUCUCUUUUUGUAUAACAAUUUUAUUCUCUAAUGAAUUAUUUGAUAACUGUAUUGGUUUCUGUGUUAGAAUAUUGUUUUGUAUGUAACACACUGAUUCUGGUUAUUUCUCUUUAAUCUGUAAUGGGGUCCAUAGGACUCUCUUACAUAUAAAUUUUACAGCUUUAAAUGACCACCAAAACUUGUGUGCAUGUAUUUGUCCAUGUACACAACUUAACUUAAAAAAUCAUGUUGUCUUCUUUAAUGUAGUAUGUUUGAAUAAAAUGCUAAUUAAAAAUAAUGGGAAAAGCUGAGUGAGGUAGUAGAUACAGGUGCCUGUAAGCAGUUGGGCCCUACCACUCAAGCUAUAAUGAGUUGUGGUGUUGGCUAUUUUUUGUUUUGUGGGUUUUUUUGUUUCCUUUCCUCUUGACAUCUGCUCUUACAGUUGUUGUAGAUAUUCCUACUAGCAAACUGUUCUGUUUGGCUCCCAUUAUAAAAUUCAGGUGAAACAUGAAACCCAGUGUUUGGCCCAAUUAGGUCUGUCUCAGUUUUGUGAAAAGGAGCUCUUUUUGGAGAAAAAAAAAAAAAAAAGGAAGAAAAAAGUGCUAUGUAAAUUCCACUACAGGUAAUACAACUGCUACUAAAUAAUACUGUUCCUGCCAAGCACUCAGGUGACUCUAGAAUUUGAUCUGGAACUUUUAGACUUUUAUAAAAUCUUUAACUUUGUCAUGUAUAUUGUGAGGGGAAAAACUGAUAUGUGGAAUCUGUUUCUGACUGUUCUGUGAUGUGCUCCUUGGUGCUUUACUAUGAAGAGAUGACUAUUUUCACUGCUAAGUAAAAGAUAACUGAAAGUUUGCAUUUUGUGGUGAAUAUUUUUAGUCAUAUGUAAAUGAUCAUGAAUAAAAGUUUAAUUGCUUA
This is a messenger RNA of Phalacrocorax carbo (great cormorant), 1607 nucleotides long. The record is from RefSeq and is a predicted model, not a curated record. Lineage: Eukaryota; Metazoa; Chordata; Aves; Suliformes; Phalacrocoracidae.